CUCUUAUUGGGACUAAAUAGUGCAGCUGCAGACACAGUGACCUGCAGGCUUGGAUAGACUUCUGAGAAAGGGAUUCUGGAGCUGAAAUGGAAAGUUCUCACUGUCUACAGGGCUUAGGAUGGGGGUGGCAUGGCGUCUCCUGAAAGCGAGGGCCCUCAACAACUGAAGGAGAAAACCCCUUGUCAUAGCAGACUGUGUGGUGGCAGUUGAUGGAUUGAAAGUUCUGGGUGGAACCAGGGAAACCCCCACCCACCUUCAUCCCAUCCAAGCAUCCACAGGAUUCCAUGAGCCAUGGCUCAUUUUUGAGUCUUGAACCCUGCUCCUGCUCCCUCCAAUCUAACAGCUCAUCAUGCUUGGGCUAAGGUAAUCUUCCUGGACUCUAGCCAGAGCUGAGAAUGUCAUAAGCAAGCAAAGAAGGUCCCAGGGCUGACGCAAAAGAUACUUGAAGCUGCAGAUCUGUCUUCUGGGUGCCAGGACUACCCCUGGCAGCCUGGGGUCUGUCCGGCUGGUGGCUGAGUGCCUGAAGUGCAAGUGCUCAGCUCUGCAGGGCCACGGGGCCACCCAGCCAGCCUGCCAUGUAGCUGGAGGGCCAAUGCCUUGGUGAUAGAACCAAGCUUUGCAGCUGAUGCUUUUGGCUGCCAAGGGGCUCCCUGGAGGCUGGGUUGGGCUGGACUUAACUGGGUGUUAGAGCCUGAGUUCAGCUGCAAGAUAUUUUGAGGGUGAGGACAGACAGUAAGGUAGUGUUACUGCCUGGGUUCUUUCCUAUCUCUUGGGAGGGCCAAGCUAGAGCUGUUUGUUACCAAGCACCAUUUUUCUAAUUAUGCAUCCCGCCCAUCUGGACAGGAAUAGGCUGAGGGCUUGACAAGCAGGGAGCCAGGCUCCUACUGCCAACAACUAAAGAUUCCACAUUUCCAUGGGAUGGAAAGGUCCUGGAAGUCAGAGCCAGCCCCUCCCUCUUUAGCAUUGAAGGCUGACACACAAAACAGGGAACGCCUGGGCAGCCUGCAGUGGAAACUUGGAGCCGCGGUGUGUGGCAGGCGGAUGCAGGAGCAGAGAGCAGCUGGAGAGAGGAACACUCAAAGGACGUGGUGGGGCAUUGCUGGGACAAUGCAGCUCCUGGCUUGGCUAAUAGUAGCCAUUUGCCUUCUCCCUGGGGUGACUACAACCCAGCACCAUCCAGGGAAGCCCAUGGACAGCGCCAGCCUGGGAGGUGGCCUGCAGGAACCAGAGGCCCCGGAAGUGAUGUUUGAGCUGCUCUGGGCUGGGCUGGAGCUGGAUGUCAUGGGGCAGCUGCACAUCCAAGAUGAGGAACUGGCAUCCACACACCCAGGCCGCCGACUCAGGCUUCUCCUGCAGCACCACGUGCCCAGUGACUUGGAGGGUGCUAAGCAGAGGCUGCGGCAGUUCCAGGACCUGCGUAAAGGGCCUCCUCUUAGCCCUUGGGACUUUGAACAUCUGCUCCUCACAGGCCUGUCCUGUGUCUACCGGCUCCACAAGGCUAGUGAGGCUGAGGAGAGGGGUCACUGGGCCCAGGUCUUUGCCCUGCUGGCACAGGAAACACUCUGGGACCUGUGCAAGGGCUUCUGCCCCCAGGGGCAGCCCCCUUCUCUGGGGCCCUGGGCCUUGAUCCUUGACCCCUUUCCCUGACCCUCCCCCUUCACCUGCCAGCCCAUGACUGCCCCCCAACUCGUGGCCCAAGACAGACCCAUCCUGGGCAGCAGCUUCCAUCUGGCACCUGCUUCUUCCCGCUAUGUACAGGUCUCUGGGCUUGGACUGGACCCUGGACCCAGCUUACCUGUCCUCCAUUUUCUUCCCUGAGCCCUGGUAGACUAAGAGCCUGGGUCUCAGGCAGCAGACACAGAGCUAAAGGCAGGACUUGCAGGUGUGGCAAUGUGUGAGUGUGUGUUGGGGUCAGGGUUGAGGAGUGUGUUCAAGAGAUGCCGAAAAGAAAUCGGCCCCAAGGAAGGCCAAGUCAGAGAGAGGCUCCAACUCCUACCCUGGCAGUCUGUGACAAGUCCUAUGGGAUCUAUGGGAACCUUGUGAAUGGUCAGCACCCAGUUCUAAUUUGGGACUCCGGUGCAACUGAUGCUCCAGAGUCCCUGUGUCCAUCUGGACAAGAACAGACUAGACGUUUUUAGUUUGGUAUGCUCCAGGAGUGGAGGAAUGCUGGUGGAAGAACAUUACCUUUUCUUGGUGGAGGUGGGAGGGGGGGCAGGUUUUUGGUCCCUCUCAACCAGGCUCAGAUGAACACCUCAGAGAGAGAAGUGAGGCUGCGAGGGGCCUGGCUGAGAGAGACAAGCAGAGGCUGGCUGGUGUGUGGUCCUGCUCCUGUGUAGCUGUCCCAUAAAGUGUUCUGUUCUGGCCUCCUGCAGCCUGUGUCCUUUUACGCCAGAGUAAGUUGUUUAACCCCUGCCCUGGGCGAAUCACCCUCCCUGUGCUGGGAGGGCAGGAGUUGGAGCAACCAGGUAUCACCUGCUCAUCCCCCACACACCCUGCUAGGGGAAGGAACGUUCUGUUUCCUUGAAUCCCAUACUCCCAGAAAGGGAGCAGGGUGUGGCCCCCCCGUCACAAGAACCAGCUGGACCCCAAGUGACGUCGCGGGCCAGUGGGGAGGAUUUGGAGGAACUGACUGGAAAGGAACGCGAAGGGGCGUCCCGCCAGGGCCUGGGGGAGUAGGGUUCAGUUCAAUCAGAUUUCCUGUCUCCUCGGCCUCCCAGGGCCGGACCGAACCUGCCCUCGGCCCCGCGACCCCCACCCCCGCCCCGACACCGCAGCGUCGCGGACACGACAGAGCGCAGGAGCCCAGGC
Canis lupus familiaris (dog) is the source of this 2808-nucleotide messenger RNA. It is a transcript of the gene FAM180B, whose product is annotated as family with sequence similarity 180 member B. The coding region runs from base 919 to 1647 and encodes 242 amino acids. The record is from RefSeq and is a predicted model, not a curated record. The transcript is spliced from 3 exons. Lineage: Eukaryota; Metazoa; Chordata; Mammalia; Carnivora; Canidae.